AGGGUCAUGGAGUGAGGAAGUGGCCACCUUCAACCUAUGCAUCAUCAUCAUCAUCAUCAUCAUCAUCAUCAAAUCUAAAAGAGUUGUAAGACCUUGUUUGCAUAAACAAAAGUUGAAAAGGAGAGAAAAAGAAAGAGAGAAACAAAAGGGAGCUCAAUCCUUGCAAGGAAGAACCAGAUGCCAAGUUCCUUCAAUGUGAAAAAACCGACAUUAUCUAUAUAUGUGUGUGUGUGUGUGUGCACAUGUUUAUCUGCCAAUGGUGCAGAACAACAGCUAUUUGUACCAGAGUUGGUAAGCAUAGAGCAUGAACUUGGAGGUUGUCUUUGCCUGUGAAGUGUCUGGUUUCUAGCUAAGAGUUUCGACAAGGAUGCAGUCUUGUGUUACUUGACACACCUAAUGCCGAAGAAAUGGGGAAGAAAGGGAACUGGUUUUCUGCUCUCAAAAGAGCAUUUACUUCCUCUUCUAAAGAUAAGUUAGCCAAUGAGCCGGACAAGAUAUAUCCAAAAGAGAAGAAAAAGUGGGGGUUUACACGGACAAGGCAUGGAGAGGCCAGCUCUUUCAUGCCCCUGUAUCGAGAACCAAGCAGCAUUGAGAAGAUCUUGGGAGAUGCGAAAGGGAGCAGAACAGGAAUGUACAUCAAAGGCCACUUAGAGAUGCCGAAAUGGAUCAAAGGCAAUGGACACAUCAAAUGGCUCAAAAGGGAAAUUCAAAAGGAAUCAGCAGCAAAAGUUACAGCAAUUGCCACCUAGAGAUAUUGAAAGAGAGCAUCAUCAUCAUCAUCAAAAGUUUCAGCACUUGAUUUCUAGAGAGGUUGUAAGGGAGUCGAACCAAAAUUUACUUCAAAUGCCUCCUAAGAAGGGUCCACAGUAUAAAGCACCGAAGUCAAAAAUAUG
Dioscorea cayenensis subsp. rotundata (Guinea yam) is the source of this 893-nucleotide messenger RNA. Its product is annotated as protein IQ-DOMAIN 14-like. The transcript has 3 exons. The coding region runs from base 408 to 749 and encodes 113 amino acids. NCBI's taxonomy places the organism in Eukaryota, Viridiplantae, Streptophyta, Magnoliopsida, Dioscoreales, Dioscoreaceae. The record is from RefSeq and is a predicted model, not a curated record.